AUGGAAUAUUUCGUAUCAGCAUAUGAAAACGAUUAUUUAAUCGAUCGAAUGAAUGAAAUAUAUCUGCAGGAGUUAAAUAUUGAAAACAUUCGCCGAAAAUUUCAUUCGGUAAAAUUUCGAUUCUCGUACACAUGUUGUUUUUCUUUAUUUUACACGACAUGUCGCUUCAUAUCAAAAGAUAAUGCAAAUCGUGACAAGAUAGAACACGUUCGUUUGCUUAACAAAAGACUACAUCGGUUUCUAGCAGAAACAGCUGGAAAACUGAAUGGAAUUCUUCACCUGUGUCAAUCGGAAGAGAAGAUUACGAAAAUAAUCUUCGCCAGUGAGUAG
Molecule: messenger RNA, 330 nt
Organism: Adineta ricciae
Lineage: Eukaryota; Metazoa; Rotifera; Eurotatoria; Adinetida; Adinetidae
Source: the annotation of a GenBank genome assembly